AUGUGGGAGUGGGGGGAUGAUGCUAGUGAAAGACUGCGACAGGAACGCAACAAGGAAGCACAGGAUCUCAUAUCACAAAACAAAUUUGAUGCUCGAGCUGUGUUUGAGAAGACUAUAUGUGCAGGACAGCUACACAAUUUACGCCGUGCAUCAGCAACGCCCCCUGACUUAUUGGCAAACUCCAGUCCUCUUGGCAGGAAAGCUUCAUUGCCAGUGUGGCCUCCAAAAAUGGAGAAUGGAAUCCAAGAGGAAGUACAGUCUGUUCCAACUCCAGAGCAGAGUCCUGUGAAAGUUCCAGAAAUGUUUAAGUCUGAUACUGUACAAGAAGAGGUUCUAGCUCCACCAAGGCAGUUCGAGCAAGAGUCUCCUACAGAACGUCUUCCUCAGGAGGCAGGCACAAACCCCAACUUAGACAACUGGCACGUCCACCACAGUGAUAUAGAACCAGAGCAAGAAGUUUUGGUGAGUGAUGAUGUUGGACUCAGAGCUCGAGCUCUGUAUGAUUACCAAGCUGCCGAUGCUACAGAAAUAACUUUUGACCCUGGUGAUAUAAUUUCACAUAUUGAUCAGAUUGAUUAAGGCUGGUGGCAAGGACUUGGACCUGAUGGAACAUUUGGUCUCUUCCCGGCAAAUUACGUGGAACUGAUUGACUGA
This is a messenger RNA of Schistocerca piceifrons (Central American locust), 654 nucleotides long. RefSeq names its product drebrin-like protein. Bases 1 to 579 code for a protein of 192 amino acids. Lineage: Eukaryota; Metazoa; Arthropoda; Insecta; Orthoptera; Acrididae. The record is from RefSeq and is a predicted model, not a curated record. The transcript is spliced from 2 exons. Gene Ontology annotation, molecular function: actin filament binding. Gene Ontology annotation, biological process: positive regulation of dendritic spine morphogenesis; neuron projection morphogenesis; regulation of actin filament polymerization. Gene Ontology annotation, cellular component: site of polarized growth; actin filament; postsynaptic density.